AUGGUAGACCGUCAAAAUGCUCCGGGUUAUAAGCACUCGGGCUUCACCACGGAGUCCGAUCGUGCGAUCGAUCGCCGAGAGCGUCUACGAAGGCUGGCUAUGGAAAGUUAAGGCUCACAACUUACAGCACUUCAUUUCUACAAGAAGUACAAGGGAGGCCAACAUUUUCAAUCUAUUUCCUCUACUUCUACUUCUGAACUGUUUCCACCACCUUCUUCUUGAGACUGACCGUCUGAAGCAAAAUGGACCCCUGAAGAAAUGAAUUGUGGUGAGCUCUUCUAAAAAAGCAUCGACUUAUCAAAGGAUCCCUAUUUUAUGAUGAACCAUGUGGGCGCUUUCGAAUGCCGAUUAUGCCUCACGGUCCACACGAAUGAAGGUAUUUUUUCUACAAUGCAGGCUAUCAGAUACCCUUGAUCUAUCUUGAUGGGAGGAAGUUGGAGGGUGUCGCUAUCAAGGAAUUUUAGAGCGGCCUUCACUGUGCAAAAUGCUAAACAACUUACAGUUAUUCUAUAGUACGUUAUUCAUAUUCUAUUAUUAUCAUAUCUAUACAGGUUUUUAAUUUUUCCCUCAUCAUCGUCAUCUCGUCAUCCUAGGUCAGUCUUAGUCUCUCCAAAAAAAAAAAAAUAUAUGACCAGGUUCCUAUCUCGCGCAUACUCAGGGAAAGAAGCAUCAAGUGAACCUGGCCAGACGACAGCAGCGCGAAAGACAUUAUGAGUUAUACAACACCGUGAAUGUGAGUAGAAGCAUCUUGUUCUUGAGUAGUUGUUCUCGUAAUAAUAAUGAUCUAGAGCAGCAGUAUGUAGAAUCCUUUUUGAGAUAAGCGUCUUGUUCUUGAGUAUGUAGAAUACUUCUUGAGUAUUUCACUUAACUGGAUAACAAUAGUCCUUGAUGUUCUGUAACAGAGUAAGUAGAGUAAGAACUCUUGAAGUUGAUGCUUAUCUAGUUCGAGAUGCUUCAAGGUCUACGAGACGGAUCCUACACACAGCAUCCCCUUCGCCUCACGCUACUACUUACUGUGAGUACUAUACUACUUCGACUGCUACUCCUCUCUAAUCGUAGCAAGCUCAAGCUGGUACGGGCGCGACCGGAACUGCAGUGCCAGUGCCUAAGAAUAUAGUCAAAAAAAGCGGAACCGUAAAGAUCGGAAGACCAGGGUACAAGGUGACGAAAGAAAGAGAUCCGAAUACGAAACAAAAGGUAGAAAAAUUACUUAUGAAUUUCAUACUGAUUUAUUGAGAACGAGAUCCAAACCUAGAACAAACCAAAAAGAUGGAUCUAGAACAAAGGUUACUUGAUGUAGUUCUUGUGAAUUUGACUUUUGAUAUAACGUUGCAGUCUAGUAUGUAAUGCUUCUUCAUCUACUUCAGCAGCUAAUAUGCAGCUUCAUUAUCAUCUUUGAUCUACUUUCCAAGCACUCCAUCACUCACUCACUCCGUCUACUUUCAUCCAAGCACUCGUCCGUCGUCACAAUGGAUCAUCAUCUCCCCUAAUUAACUUCUUCUUAGAAGCCUAGACAUCAUUAUUGGGCACGCUACUCCUACAACUACAAAUACUACUACUCCUUUACAGGCUCUCCUCUUCGAGAUUGAGUAUCCUUCGAUUGAGAAGAAUGUUGAGCCUCAACUUCGUUGGAUGUCCUGUUACGAACAGAGGAAGGAGACGCCGGACGACAGAUUUCAGUACCUUUUGUUAUGGCUCAAAAGAACCCAUCUCCACGUGAAUCCCGUUAAAGUGCAGCGCUGGCAGUUGUGACUGGAAGAGUACCCCCCCCAUCAUCUUGUAUUGAAGGGAGUACUUGUACUUCUGCUGCGGCGAGUAUGUAUAUUGUGCUCUUGUAUUGAUGAAGGGAGUACUUGGUUGUACUUCUGCUGCGGCGAGUAUGUAUAUUGUGGUCAGCUGUAUGUACUCGAAAAUUGAAAAUAACCGAGUUACUGUCUGAAAUAAGGGAGGUAGCUUUGACAGGGCUACUCUUCCUUGUUCAAUAUCUCGCUUAUUUUAAGUAGUUACUCGCUUAGUUCAGUUUAUCGAAUAUAUAUAUCAGAGUCGUUUAUAGCACGCAUGGUGCAUGGAGUAGCAUGGAGUGCAUGGAGCGCAAAGCUUUAAGGGGCGCAAGAAGCUCCCCCUUUAGCUCCAUGCUACUCCAUGUGAUCCAUGCACUCCAUGCCAUGCGAGUUGUGAAACCUUACAAAUUGCUCCGAUAUAUGGAUGUAUAUAUAUUUAGCGGCGAGUUGUAUUUUAACGGGAUGCUGCAUUCACGGGACGAUGGGCUAGGGGUUGUAGCUCUAAUUUUGGUCGCAGCAGAUCCCUACGAAACUAUCGCCUUCAAAGUCCCGAACAUGGAAGUCGAAAACGCGAAAAAUACUAUCAAGUUAUGAAGCAGUUGUAGUAAUGAGUGAUGAAUCCUCUUAUUAGGAUAGAUAUACUCGAAAACUGAAAAUAAGCGAGUUACUGACUGAAAUAAAAGAGUCGUUACUACAUUCCUCUUCUUUACGUAUCUCGCUUAUUUCAAGUACUUACAACUUGCUUAUUUCAGUUUAUCGAAUAGUUGUAGUUUCAGUUUCCUUCAUUAAAUGAAUGUGAAUCCUCUUAUUGGGAUAGAUAUUUACCUGCUUAAGCUUUUCCGGUGUAUGUUGUGUACUUACUAGAAGCAAAGUGCUGAACAAGCACUAGAAUCUUGAUGUCUCAUCUGCAGUAGUUGGAAGAUCGAUGUAGAUCUCGGUGGCCUCGGAAAAACUAUAUCUUCUUCAAGUAGUGAAUCGGAAAUAGUUUUAGUACUACUUUUUUUUUACAAAAUUGCUACUACGUCGUCGUGAUUCGAAUGAAUGAACAACUACUUUCUUAGUAGUAAGUAGAUUCAACACGACUACUUGCUUUUUUAGUACAUCAAGGACAGCUAUCAUCCCGCCGGUAGGCUUGAAGGACUACUUGGGAGGCGAAUGAAUGAGGACAGCUCUUCAGGUUUAAAUGUAUUAUAGACAUAACAAACAUGAUGAUCAAAAUCUUCUUGUUCUCAUCUACUUCUCUUCCUCCUCUAAUUUCGUGGGAUCCGUUCAAGAAGAUUUACACCCUUCAGAUCUUCUUCAAGCCAAGAGAAGCGAAGCAGCUUCCGGGACUGGGCCAGAACGUUCGUGAGACUAAUCUCGCGUUCCAUGGUGGAGGUGGUUUCACGAGGAGCAUGUAAGAAGUCGGAGCUUUGGUUACUGACGGUUCGGGGAGCUUGGGUCAAAAAGCAAAGCAUGAUGUCGUGUAACUCCACAAAGUAUUAUAGCAUGAUGUGUGGCCUUAACAACUCCACAGCAACUAGAACAAGGAGCAUGUAGUUGUAACAAGAGCGUUCUAGUACUGGAGAUAUUAGGGUGGACCACAGAAAAAAAUGAAAUGUCACUCAAAAGAGCAGCAGGAUUAGUAGGUUUCAUGAUGACGAUGAAGAUUGAUCAUGAAUAAAAGCAAAUUAGAUGAAAGAAUUCAUUUUGUCUUUUUCGUUUUGUCUCGCGGCCUACCCAGGACCAGGCUGCUGUCAUGUUUCCUACGCGCACACCCCCCUCAGUCCCCUCCCAUGAUGAGGUGUUGUCAAUCGACUACAGCAAAAUCAAACCUAUAAAUUUAUUAACCUUUUCUCGCAUGGCGUGAUAAAUAAUGAGAAAAACCAAAUAAAACAAGCAGUCAGAGUCACGGUUGUGUGAGUCAGGGC
Messenger RNA from Amoebophrya sp. A25, 3691 nucleotides. Lineage: Eukaryota; Dinophyceae; Syndiniales; Amoebophryaceae. The record is from the annotation of a GenBank genome assembly.